Populus nigra (black poplar) is the source of this 965-nucleotide messenger RNA. RefSeq lists its product as uncharacterized. The transcript has a single exon. NCBI's taxonomy places the organism in Eukaryota, Viridiplantae, Streptophyta, Magnoliopsida, Malpighiales, Salicaceae. The record is from RefSeq and is a predicted model, not a curated record. The coding region runs from base 82 to 690 and encodes 202 amino acids.
UAUUUAUAACUCUGUGGAUUCCCUAUAUGUCCCUAGUCCUCCUUCAGAAUCUCAAUAACUAGCCAAACCCUAUAGCCAUCAAUGACAGAAACCAACGACCAAGGACGUAGUCCUAAGGCUAGAAGAAGGUGUUUCAUUGUUGGUGGGUUGAUUCUCCUCUUGCAGUUGCUGCUAUUCAUUACUUUUCUUAUCCUAGUAUUGACAGUCUUCAAGCCUAAAGCGCCCCAAACCCAGCUGCUAUCAGCUACCCUCGAAGGCAUCUCUCCUCGCAUCUCAUUCCCUGUUGUUAAUAUCCAACUUAACAUCACCCUCAACCUAACGCUCCUCGUCAAGAAUCCUAACCAUGUCAGCUUCAAGCACGGCCCCGGAAAGAGCUACCUUCUAUAUCGAGGCGAUGAGGUGGGAGAUGCUGACCUGUACCCGGGCCUGAUACCCUCUAAGGGCACCGAGACACUUCCUUCCCGGCUUACUAUACAGGUGGAUCAGAUGGCAGCUGAUAUGGCAGCUUUAAUCAGUGAUGUUCUAGCCGGACAGAUUGUUCUGGAAACACGCACUAGAAUUCCAGGCAGGGCCACCUUCCUGAAGAUAUUCAAAAAGCAUGCUGUCGCUACAUCUGAUUGUCGAUUCACUAUUGAUAUUCCUUCCCUGAAGAUUCAAAGCCAGGAAUGCAAGAACAACACUAAAUUUUGAUUAAAUCAACUAAAGCAUCCAUCCCCACCACGCUUCUUCAGUUUUGCCUUGCGCACCAUAUACGUAGGAAACAGUAAGCAAGCUGGUCAAUUAGUUCUUCUGUUCAUCAGUUUCAAUCGUUUUAGAGAAUCCAAAUCCAUUAUUUGUGUGCUGCGUAUAUAUUGUGUGUUUUUCUCAGCCACUUCUAGAGAGUAGGGAGUAGAGGCUGGAAAAACAUCUGUAUAUUGUAAUCAUCUGCAAACACAACUACUGCUAUUUUAUUUUCAUUUUUGCUA